CCUUGGGGACCGCCAUUCGUGGUAUGUUAGUUUUAUUGAAAGUCCGCUGCUUGAAUGAUGCAUUUCUAGCUUGUUCAGGUCAUUACAGUGGGUGCGAUUAUCAUCAAUGCGUCCUGUCUUCUUUUCUUGGUUACGAAUGACUCAGUGGCAGCCAUUCACCUCUCCAGUUCAAGGAUGGUCUUCGGUUAUUCCCAAGUUUACGCCCGUUUAUUUCGUGUCGUACUAUAUCGAACUUCCAAUUAUGUUGAUCAUGUACCUUGUAUGGAUGCUCAUCCAACGUCCCGGGCGACCUUCACGUAUAAAUGAGCAUCACGACAGACUGGAUAGAUGUUUCAAGACACGGUGCGUUGAUCAAAAAAAACCACUACUGGCAAUACGCCGUUCCAGCUGCGAUGGGCUUGCUAUGGCAUUGCGGACUGCGACGGGCGUAGCCAUAACCAUGACCUCGAAACCAACCGAGAGGAGAAGAAGUAGAAGGACUGCAAAGGAUGGACGUGCCGGAUAUAGCGUUGAGAGGGGCAUGAACAUAAGAACAAUAAAACAAAGCAAGCAAUGCCAGCAAGCAGAUAUGUAGCAAAUUCGGCCAGCGAAUUUAUCUGGAUAUUGAACGUAUUGAACAACAGUGAGUGCGCGUUGAUAAUAUGACUCGGAGUAUGGGCAGCCGCAACAAUUCC
Lentinula edodes (shiitake mushroom) is the source of this 674-nucleotide messenger RNA. RefSeq lists its product as uncharacterized. The transcript is spliced from 2 exons. Lineage: Eukaryota; Fungi; Basidiomycota; Agaricomycetes; Agaricales; Omphalotaceae. The coding region runs from base 107 to 574 and encodes 155 amino acids. The record is from RefSeq and is a predicted model, not a curated record.